Messenger RNA from Postia placenta MAD-698-R-SB12, 1581 nucleotides. RefSeq lists its product as hypothetical. Bases 1 to 1506 code for a protein of 501 amino acids. The record is from RefSeq and is a predicted model, not a curated record. Gene Ontology annotation, biological process: protein modification process. The transcript has 5 exons. NCBI's taxonomy places the organism in Eukaryota, Fungi, Basidiomycota, Agaricomycetes, Polyporales, Adustoporiaceae. Gene Ontology annotation, cellular component: P-body.
AUGCCGUCCUCAUCUUCAUCCCCAUUGGUGACUUGGCCGUCGGCACCGCUGACCAAUUCCCUCGUUCAAAAGUCCCUUUCGUCACUCAAUCCCCAGCCAAACAUCAUCACUGCCCUCACAGAAGACUUGACCGCUUCUCCCGGGAACCUGCUACAGUGGUCGACGUAUGACGCUAUUGAACAUGAUCUAACUCACAUGGUACCCUCUGGGUCGAAGGUCCUGUCCUCGUCGUAUGUCAUUCGGAAAGCUCUCAUCCGCAAACACUACCUCUCCCGAUGCAUACACAACUACCUCGUCAAGCAUUCCGAAUCGGUCCUUCGUAUCGCUGUGCCAAAGACAUGGGACAUAGAACUCAGUUUUUCUGACGAGCUCGACGAGAUGUGGAGCGACGAUCUCUUCGACCUCGGUACAGAACUGGACAAGGAUGAUCCAUCGAAAUGGUGGAUCCUGAAACCCGGCAUGGCUGACAGAGGGAUGGGCAUAAGGCUUUUCCAUUCAAAAGAUGACCUUGCGGAGAUCUUCAAGUCCUUUGAACAAGACGACUCGGAUGAGGAGGACAAGCCUGAGGACGGUCGUGGUCCAGACACAGCGGUGGCGACCUCUCAACUUCGGCAUUUUGUAAUCCAGGAAUAUCUCUCUAAGCCCGUGCUUAUGGAUCCUAUGGAAGUGCCUCUGGACAAAAAGCCGCUGCCACAGUUGGACGACAUGCGCGGUCACAAAUUUCACCUUCGUGUCUACUGUGUUGCUUCUGGAGCCCUAACGGUCUACAUGUACAACCAUAUCCUAUCGCUAUUCUCGGCAGUUCCAUACUCUGCGCCGACUGUCUCCGCUGACAAGUCGACGAGCACGUACAUCAACGAAGGCUUGGCUGCGCAUCUCACCAAUACCUCUCUGCAGACGCAGCGCGGUGAGGCUGGAGUCAGAUUGCUCGACGAGCUCAUCGGCUGCCAUAUCGUGUCCUCAACGCCUGUGGUUCCAACUGUGCAACAGGAGCGCCGGUCACGUCAGCCAAGGCCUCCGCGUGCGAUGGGAGAAGUUAUGGAUGUUGAACAGCUACGUUCCGCGAGGCCCCGCCACUCAGAGCAAGCAUCCCCAACAGCUGAGCCGAAUCGUUUCACACCGGAGGACGUCGAGGACAUCAAGUCACAAGUCGCUGAUGUCCUUGCUGAGACGUUCAAAGCGGCGCUAGACAUGAGCGUGCAUUUCCAGCCACUUCCCAAUGCGUUUGAACUCUUUGGUGUCGACUUUCUCGUCACUCACCACACGUCUCCGACUGCGUCCCGCAAAUACCAGGUUCAUCUCCUUGAGGUCAACUCAGAACCCGCCAUUGAGCUCACCGGGCCGCGAUUGACAUGGAUCCUCGAGGACCUCUUCCGUUCCAUAGGCAAAGUUUGUGUCGCGCCUUUCUUCGGAUCCGCGAAGGAGCAGCCCUGGGAAGUCGGGCAUACGAAGGAGGCGUUAACGAAGUGUUUGGAAGUAGAAGUUCGGGGCGCGCAAGGCUGGUAGUCGACCCAGUUGGAAGCAGAAGAAGUACUGUAACAUCUGUUAGUAUAUACAUAAAUCGUGAGAACUAUGAGCUUU